CAGGACAUCUGACCACAAGGGAGAAUUGAGAGGACGGGGGGGGGUUGAAGGGAUGAAGACUUACCAGUUACUGAAAGGGCACGAGUGAUGAUAGAAUGAGAUGGUCAAUGGGGAGGGUGGAUGGAUGGAUGGUGGAUGGGGGGAAGGAUGGGAGAAAGAAGGAGAGAAGAGGGGGGGACAGAGGAAGAAGAAAAGGGACGAUACGAGCAAAGCAGAGCAGGUGACUUUGAUGGGCCAACCCAGAAUUGAGACAGUCUUCCUUGGAGUGGAAGGUGCGGGAGGGAAGUCUGGCAGUCUGGGGCACGGCAAUAAUGGAUGUGGGUUCCCUGACGUACUUUCCCUCCAGUACAGUCUGUCUGUCAUGGAUACUUUAGUAGUAGCUACUACCUACUUUACUAGUAGUAUGUACUUCCUCGCCCACUACAUACGUACCAUACCACCUAGGGACAGUCAUACAACAAUAACAGUACACUCCCUGAGCUUGUCCAUCAUCAUCAUCAUCAUUCACUACCGCGAUGCCACCCUACUAGGUAGCUAAGAUGUACUUCGUACAGGGGAGUGAACGGUGGUGUGUUCCGACUGACAGGGAGCAAAGGGGUGGGAUGAUGGACCCCAAUAGAUGGUUGGAUGGCUGAUGUAGGGAUGAUCUCCGCAUCGGGGCGCGUCGCAUCACCAUCCGACCCAUCACCUGAUGGUUGUACGGCGAUGGGCCACUAAGGCUGCACCCCGCAUUCCCGCCCGCU
Aspergillus heteromorphus CBS 117.55 is the source of this 743-nucleotide messenger RNA. RefSeq lists its product as uncharacterized. Lineage: Eukaryota; Fungi; Ascomycota; Eurotiomycetes; Eurotiales; Aspergillaceae. The record is from RefSeq and is a predicted model, not a curated record. The transcript is spliced from 2 exons. Bases 101 to 538 code for a protein of 145 amino acids.